Molecule: messenger RNA, 3322 nt
Organism: Nasonia vitripennis (jewel wasp)
Lineage: Eukaryota; Metazoa; Arthropoda; Insecta; Hymenoptera; Pteromalidae
Gene: PolI
Product: polymerase (DNA directed) iota
Exons: 6
Coding region: 1040-2947 (635 amino acids)
Biological process (GO): translesion synthesis
Molecular function (GO): damaged DNA binding; DNA-directed DNA polymerase activity
Source: RefSeq, a predicted model, not a curated record
ACAUGUGUGUGAGAUCUGUGAGGUUCGCACGUCAUCGGCUUUCGUCUGCCCUACGUUUUCACCUUCGUUUAUUCGCACUUGUUCGUCAUCCUCAACGUGUCAGCGCAUACCGGCUGCAGCUGGUGUAUUUUUAGCCUAAUACGGUUUGCUGCACCGACUGCUCUCUGCGGCUCGUUGUGUGAUUCUCCCGAGAACGUGACACAUUUUUCAUCUCUAUUGAUUGCAUCAAGUGGGAUCGACGCUUGCAAAAUUAAAGCUCGUUGAAAAGAAGAAGAUGGGUCCAUGUCAUUAUUGAUCUUGUCCAAGAUGCGUGCUUUUAUCCGCCGACAACCGUAUACGCACUCGACACCGCGCAUCAGCGGCUUUUGAAUUUGGCGCCAGUCAACGUCACCGCGACGACAUUAUGAUGAUUCAUCUUCGACGUCAGCGUCAUCUGCGUUGUUAUUCUGGAAUUCGCGGAAUGACGAAAUGGAACUCACAUCAAGAGCCAUCGUCUGAUGCUGAUCCAGGAUAAAUAAAAUUCGGCGGUUAUUUGCAAUUUAUUUAGUUAUGAUUUGCGAUAACGAUUAACGUCAAUGGAUCAUCAGUAACGACUGGUGAGUAUUUUAAAGGAGGCCAGCGGGCCAACUUUGCUGCUGAAUGUUGUUUGGAGAGUCGAGGACAACGAUAGGUAUAAUCGCGCGGAGCCUGCCAAGUGAACUUCAACACACAACAGCUGACGACUCUUCCGUGAAUUUUUUAUUCUCCCUUUUGUUGAGUCAUCAAAACCGUAUGUAUACAAAGAGAACAAUAAAGUUUACAAGGCUGUAACGAGAUUUUUUUAUUGCAACUACUCAUCCAAGGACACUAGCGAUUAUUAUCGAGAAAUACAGACUGUGCAUCAAAACAAAAGCAUUCCAUAAGGCAGCUUUGAACUUUUAUUUUUUUUUAAGACAACAGAUUUGUCUAGUCUACAGCGUGCCUUUUGAAGUUUUUUACACUGUUAAACGACACAAACAAACCAUUAGAAGAGGAGGAGAGAUACUUUCUAUACAAGUUUAUGGGAAAAAGCAGACCAAUGGAUAUCAGUAGCGAUUAUGACAGCGAUCAUCCUUCAAUUGAGCAUCCAAGAAGUAUUGUCCAUAUAGACGUUGAUUACUUUUAUGCCCAGGUUGAGAUGAUGCGCCAUCCAGAAUUUCAAGGAAAACCAUUGGGUGUGCAGCAGAAGAAUAUAGUAGUUACAUGUAAUUAUGAAGCUCGAGCUUUUGGUGUUAAGAAAUGUAUGUUGAUCGAAGAGGCUCUACGUUUAUGUCCAAGUUUGAUUUUGGUUAAAGGCGAAGAUUUGACACCGUAUAGACGAAUGUCUGCCAAAAUUUUAGAACUUUUACACCAGUUUACGUCAUCAGUAGAGAAGUUGGGACUUGAUGAAAAUUUUAUUGAUGUUACGUCAGUGGUCAAUGAAUAUACGACACGUAUUGGGAACAAUUCCAAAAGUUCACAACACGAUGAAAAUACUACAAGAGAGGAGAGUACUUUUGUACAGCAAGAAGAUAUGGAUCACUGUAUGCCAGUUGGUAAAAUAUUUAGUACACCAGAGGAAGAAUGUCCGUGUGGAUGUCACACACGUUUAGCUGUGGCAAGUUCGAUUGCCAUGGAUAUGAGAAGUAAGAUACUAAACGAAUUAGGCCUAACUUGUAGUGCAGGGAUUGCACACAAUAAAUUGUUGGCAAAAUUGGGUGGUGCUGUUAACAAACCUAAUCAACAGACUGUAGUUUAUCCAUGCUCUGCAGCAAGUUUGCUUUCUUCCUUGGGAUCUGUCUCAAAAAUUCCAGGUGUUGGGCGUAGAACAGCCGAGUCUUUAACAGCUAAUAAUAUUUUAACAGUUGAUGAUGUACGUAAGACACCUUUGGAACGAUUGCAAGUAAAGAUCGGGAAGGAACUAGCUAGAAAAAUAAAAGAUUAUGCGGAAGGUAUCGAUGAUACACCUGUAAAGCCAUCAGGAAGGCCUCAGUCCAUUGGAUUGGAGGAUGGCUUUAAAAAAGUUUCAUUGGUUGACGAAGUGGAGUCUCGUCUUAGUGCUUUACUAAGGAGAUUGACUGAAUUGGCAGCUGAAGAUGGGAGAAUUCCAAUUUGUCUAAAAUUAACUGUGAGGAAGCAGGACAGUAUAAACAAGCCUGCUGCUGCUGGUUCCUCAACGGGAAAGCGAGAAAGUAGGCAGUGCGCUAUUCCAUCACAUCUUGUUCCUUCAAGUAAAGGAGCCAAAGGAACUCAUCUUUAUGAUCAUACGAAAAUUUUAGCUCUUGUUAUGAAAUUAUUUCAUCGCGUUGUUGAUAUCUCUAAGCCGUUUCAUUUAACUCUGUUAGGUUUGGCGUUCACGAAAUUUCAAGAAGAAAAAUGUUCGGGUAAAAAUAGCAUUGCGUCGUUUUUACGAAAACAAGUUGCUGUGCAGUCUGUUAUGGAUAUUAGUUCAGAAGAUUGCUUAUCGGAUGUAAGUUUAGGUUCUCCCAUGAGUAUCAGCAAUCAGCAGGAAAGAAGCGAUUGCGAAGAGGAAAAUGACGAGGAAUUCAGAGAAAAUAAAGAUUUUGGAAACAAAGUACAACAAAUUCAGUCCAAUUCCUGUCAUCGUCUUCGAAAUUACGAUAGAGCUACUCCAAGUCCGAUAGACAUUCGUUAUAGCGGUGACGACGACGAGGAUAUUCUAAGCGAAGUUGAACCUUCACCAAAAAAAACCAAACUGGAAGUUUGGUUGAGCGGACGGAGAGAGUCACCCAGUAUCGAGAUGGCUGACUUGAGACUCAAUACUCCUUCAUCAUCACCAAUAUCGAAAUCUCUGUUGCAAUCUGGACCAACAACUUUUAAAUCCACAAUACCUAUCGAUCUUGAUAAGCAAGUGAAUCAUUCCUGGCCCGCGAAUACGAGCGGCAAAAAACCAAAUGAUAUAUUUAAAUAUUUUAUUGCGAACAAGUGACCGACUUAACAACGUCUAGAUUAUUCCUUUAAAGUAAAUUAAAUUUUAUCAUAGCGUUUUUUACUAUUUUUUUUUUCUAUAAGUGAAAGGGUCAAAAUGUGAUUAAGCAUGGUGCGCGAAAGUCGUAUAUACUCUAUUAAUUUCCCUGCAGGGCAGGGUAAACGAACAAAUAAAGCAGCUUGCACAUAGCUGCCAAGAUUACUUUAUACUUAAUGUUAUAAAAAAAGUUGUGCAUAGUUAACUUGUAAAAAUUUUGCAUUAUUUUCAGGUCCUAAGAGUUGAUAUAAAACAAGAAAUGUCAAUAUUUUUUACAGCCAGUGUUAUAUUUAAAGGUGUAACAUCAAAAAUAAAUUAUCCAUGUUUCUUAAAAAAUAA